This is a messenger RNA of Rhipicephalus sanguineus (brown dog tick), 649 nucleotides long. RefSeq lists its product as uncharacterized. Lineage: Eukaryota; Metazoa; Arthropoda; Arachnida; Ixodida; Ixodidae. The record is from RefSeq and is a predicted model, not a curated record. The transcript is spliced from 4 exons. The coding region runs from base 57 to 395 and encodes 112 amino acids.
AGGAGCAUUCGCGUUCUGUGUUCCUCUGGCUUCAGGACAGAACCUCGCUAUUUGCCAUGACUCGCGCUGUGAUCAUCGCUCUGCUAUUCGCUCUCACAGUUCUUGCUGUUGCCAGUGCCCAAAGGAGGCGGUUCAACUUCAACUUUCAACCCCCUGCUCCACGACACCGCUUUAACGUGGAGGCGUCUGGCGGAGGCCGCAACCAUCGCAACUUCAAUGUGGGUGGUUCUGUGCACGGCGAGUACGACCUGUAUCGUAGCAGGGGCGGCACACGAGUGGUGGCCUCUGGUGGAGUUGCACCCGGUGCGACGCGCAUUGACGGCAAGACGUACAAAGGCAGGCCGCAAGGCUCUGUGGGCAUCGGCGUCGAGAUCCCCAUUGGAAAAGGCCGAUGAGCUGAACCACAUCUGUGUUCGCUAAGCGAUGCCCUGUUUGGCGAAGCAGGACCAAAAACAACGGACUCAUUGCGAGACUUCACAGAGUUCCUGGAGUUUUUGCAUGAGAUAUUUGUAUAUUAACCACUUUGAUUUCUGUGACAAUAAAUUGAGUAACCUGGACCCUGUUCUAAAAACUUAUAUUUGUUCCAAAUUUAAUUUCUCAAUUUGUACAUCCUCACUGUCUCACUCCUGAAAAUAAACGGCUUAUUAUA